Messenger RNA from Nerophis ophidion (straightnose pipefish), 1408 nucleotides. RefSeq names its product gastrula zinc finger protein XlCGF8.2DB-like. Gene Ontology annotation, cellular component: nucleus. The transcript is spliced from 2 exons. The record is from RefSeq and is a predicted model, not a curated record. The coding region runs from base 1 to 966 and encodes 321 amino acids. Lineage: Eukaryota; Metazoa; Chordata; Actinopteri; Syngnathiformes; Syngnathidae.
AUGAGGAACUGUGGGAGCACCUUCAACGACGUCCAGCAGGUCUCAGGGGGGAGUCAUGAAGAGAUUCCCUCCAAGCAGCAGGAGUGGAGCUCCAGUGUGGGACAGAAAGAGCUACAGGCCCCCUCCCACAUUAAAGAGGAAGAUGAGGAACUGUGGGAGCACCUUCAACGGUUGGAGAAGAUUAAUGAUGAAGAUGAAGCUCAGUCCUUACAGCUUCAUCACAGUCAAAGUGAGGAGAACAGAGGGGCGGAGCUUGUAAGUCAACACAUCACAGAAGCUGAUGGAGAGCAUUUUGAAGAUAUAAAGUCAGAACCAGACAACAUCUUUGCUCCACUGUCAGACAUGGACCACAUGAUGUCAGACUCUUCUGAUCACAGUGACCACAUCCAAAAACCUUUGGAGAGUAAAAAUGACUCUAAAGGUGAUACGAGACAUCACACUAACAACAAACACUUUGACUGCUCUGAAUGUGGGAAAUCAUUUAGACAGAAGAGUCAUUUUACAGAACACAUGAGAAUACAUACUGGAGAGAAACCUUUUACUUGCUCUGUUUGUAAGAAGAGUUUCUGCACAAAGCAACACAUGACCAGACACAUGAGAACACACACUGGAGAGAAACCUUUUGCUUGCUCUGUUUGUAAGAAGAGUUUCGCCAGAAAGCCUGACAUGACCAAACACAUGAAAACACAUACUGGAGAGAAACCUUUUACUUGCUCUGUUUGCAAGAAGAGUUUCUCCAGAAAGCAAAAUAUGACCAGACACAUGAGCACACACACUGGAGAGAAACUGUUUGCUUGCUCAGCUUGUGCUAAACGAUUCAACACUAAGUAUGAAAUUAUAUCACACAUGAGAACACACACUGGAGAGAAACCGUUUGGUUGCACUCUGUGUGAUAAAAGGUUCAGGUUUAAGAAGCAGGUCAAUAAACACAAGUGUGUAACAGUCAUGGAAGCUGCAGGGAUUUAAAAACACUUAAACAGUGAUUGUGCUAAAUGUACUUUAAAAACACAGAAUGUUUAAUAUGAAUGUAUAUUUGAUGUUGUAUGUAGUACGUCUCAUCUUCAACUGUUAUAUGUUGUCCUGUACUUACUUCUUUAGUUGUGUGGAUUUAUUGAAUAUCUAAUAUUUUGCUACUAUUUUAUUUUUUUUCUCAUCUUUGAAAAGAGGACAUCUUAUUAUAUGAAUUUGGGUUUUUUUUGUCUCUUAUAAAUCCACACAUUUUUUCAAUUGCAUUUUGUUGAUGUUAUUGUCCAAUUGAAAGAAUGAAUGAAUACAAUUGUUAACAAAAUGUGGACUUUAGUAGAUUAGCAGCAUUGUUACAUCAUGGAUGUUAACUUCUGCAAAACAUCAACAAAGAAUAAAUAUGCUGAAGUUAGCAACACAUCACUGAACUUUAGAGCCAUCGUGA